UGACAGAAUGGAGACGCCAUCUCAAAUAAAAAUAAAAAAUAAAUAAAUAUAAAAAUAAAAAGUCUCUUAAUGUCAAUAACUCAUGAUUCACAAAGCACAAGACCUGUGAGGAUUUUUCAUUUCUAUUAAAAGAGAGGGAAGUACAUAAUUCAAGUUGAAAUUGUCUUACAGGUAAAAUAACUAAUGCGUAACUCAUUUGAAUAGAGCCUUUCCCUUUAUGACAACCCUGUGCCUCUUCCUGAGUACCUCCACUGUCCCACCAAGCAUACUCACAGUCACCCCUAUUGCUUGGAUCUUUUCUUAUAACUUCUCUUGGUCCCUGAAAACUGUUACUCCACCAACUCAAAAUUGGACUUACCUUUCCUCUCUCUGCUUUGAAUCAAAGUAAUCAUAUUUCCAUUCCCUCUCCACCUCCCUCAUCCAGACAUCAUUUCCAUAAGGUCUUGAUAUCAGCAGAUAUACCACCAGACCUAGACAGCCCUAUAUGGGAGGCAUGAGGGCUUGUAACUUUCAUUCUGGGGUGACCCAGGCUUGACGUCAGGUCAUCAGCCCAACAUUCGAUCUCUAUCAGCCCAACACCUGAUUCCCAGGUCAGUUACCUACAUCCUUGGAGUUUUCUCUGUUCAAAUUUCUCUGAUAGGUUGAUGCCCGGUAGUCCACAUUUCUUUUACUCAAAAGAAGAGGGUUUGUACGAGAGGGUUUGUUCAAGAGGAGCCGGAAAAAAUGACACAAAAUCAAUAAACAGUGGAAAGUCAUGGGGAGGAGUAUUUUCUUUUCCAAAGAAUUCCCACUGGGAGCCCUCUUUUCCUUCUGGAUACUCUAUCAUCCUGCCUUGUCCCUGGACACCCACCUUACUUUGGCCUCUGCCCAGCAGCCAAACACUGCACCUCCUCCAGAGACUGGUUUUUCUUUGUGUUCUGGCACUUGGGGCUUUCCAGAUUGCAGGAAGAGACAGAGGCUUAGUGGCUGGAGAGUCCUUGUUUCUUCAAGUCCUCAGAGGAUACCUAAAAGACUAAGAGUAUAGAGUACAAACUGAAAGAAAAAAGAAGAUCAAAUAUUGGUAGCAUUUGUGAAAGGUUACUAUGUGCCAGGCAUCCUAAUAAAUGCUUUUCAAAAAUUAUCUUAGUCAGUUUUCAGAACCUCCUGAAGUAACUGUCAUCAUCUCAUUGACAUCUUAUAGAUGAAGCCGAGGUUCAUAAAGGUCACAAAGUUAGUAAGCGAGAGAGUUAAGAUCUAAAUUCUGAUAACUAUAAGUCACUUUAUUUUAUUGUAGAACUGUUCACACUAAUAGUGUACUUAAUAUCUUAAAGUCCAGUUCACUCUUCCUCAUUCUGCCUGGGUUCUCAAGGUAGGCUUUGCUAGUUAAAUGUCUCCCAUGACACUACUAUAAUGGCCUGUUGAGUGCAGAAGGGAAAUAGGAUGUUAAGGAGAGCAAGAAAGAUGAGCUUUUCAAAUUGGAGAUAGGAAAUGUGCCUGAGCACAAAGGUAUGAGAAGGGAAAUGUUCUCCAAGUAGAUAAUAAACCAGAGGUGGUAGAGUCAGGGGACUUCAAAAGGAAUGAAAAUACAAGAGCCUAGAGGGGUGCAUGGGGCUAUGUUUUCAAGGUCAUGACUUCUGCCUGGGCAUCAUCUUUGGGAAGAAUUAAACUUGAGAGAAAGAAGUCAACAGGCAGAAGAUAUAAAGUUGGUUGUAUUUUUAAUGGCAAACAUAUAAAUAUUUGGAAAUACAAAAAAUCAGGGGACAAUGCUGCAUAUUCCCAGCUCUCCCAAUCCUCAAUGGAGGUAUUUAUGAAGAGAAUGAUGAGAGGCUAUUUGUUGUCUUAUUUUGAGGGGUGAUGAGAAAGGAGUGGGAAUAGGCUUUGUGCCUUCUUCAGCCUAAACUAGCACAUUCUUAAAGACCAGGUGGACUUCAGUUUAACUUAACAUCUGAUAGAAGACCCAUUCUUCAAGCGUGCAAAACGACUAGUCCUCCCAACACCUGCUUAGUAUCUUAAACUCCAAAACCUGAUUCCCUGUAGAGUCAUUCAGUGAGCAGGCCAUAACAUAAACAUCAGCAAGCAUAUUGAACAUUGAUAAGUGAACAAUCAAAUGCAGAAGACAAUUGAGAUAUGAUUUAAGUAACCCCAGCAUGAGCUGAGUCAGCUAAACUGUGAUACGCUUUGCUAAGAUUCAACCUGUUCCUACUGAAGCAUUCAGAGCAGUAUUAGAUCCUCACAAACAGAUGGUGGCCUUAAACUCACUUUUUCAUUCCCAAUCCCAUGGGGGAAGACUUCCAAAUAGAAAUAUUCCAAAAAUGACAGAGACCAAAGAUAACAGAAUAAUGACAUGAGAAGGUAUUCUAUAUGGAAGUAAGAGUUUUCAACAUCUUUGAUUGUGCCUCCUUUAUCAUUAUUUGCUUAUAGUCCUUGCCAUUCAACCUUUAUAACCUACAUCAUAUAGAAGAAUGCUUAGGAUAACAUAAAACCAAUCAUUGAACAAAGUUGCCAUAGCCUAUAAGAGAACAGAAAAAGCAGACAAAAAUAGGCAAGAGUUGUAUAUCUCAAAAAUUGAGCAGAAAUGUUUGAUUUUGUGUCCAGCUAAAGUUGCCUUCUUGUGUUCAAGAUAAUAUGGCUAAAGAAACCUAAGAAAUAUUGACAUAGGUCUUCAAACUUCAGAAAACAGUUCAAUUCCUUCAUCUCUCCCUUUUCAAAUCUCCACACUGUACUCCAACACAAUAGAGGCAUUUAGAAAUACAUAAAGAUCUAUCCUCAGGAACACACAUGUCAUCUAAGUCUAUUAACUUGGCUAUUUACAUUAGUUGAUGCAGAAUCUUGAGGUCCUGAAAGUCCCCCACCCCAAAUAUUACUAAGACUCCCCAGGAGGUACCUGUAGUAGUUAUCACAAAUGAAACCCAGUGUUCCAUUUCUAGCAUUUGUGCCCCAGUGUAACCCCCUCUUCCUGAGUGGUGCUGGACCUAAUGGUUUACUUCUAAUGAAUAGAAUUCUGCAAAAGCUAUGAGAUUUCACUGUCCAAAUUAGUUAUAAACACACAGUGCUUUCCAUGUUACCUUGUUUUACUGCCUUUCUCACCUUUUAAGAGGUAACACAGUAUUGAUGGUUAGUGUUGAUGACUGAACUUGGCAAACAGUGUGCAAAAAAGAAAAACUAAAGACUAAUCUUAUAAGAACUGACCCAAAAAUACUAAAUAAAAUAUUAGCAAAUAUUGGAGUGUUUUAGAAUAGGGACUUCUCAAAUGUUAAUAUGUUGUAUAGUUUUUACAUCAGUGUUGUAGGCAUCAGGGAUAUGUUAGGCUCCAGAGUGAAGCCAAGAAAGAGAAUUUAGAUGCUGAAGUUCUAGCUGAUAAAGUAACAUAUACGUCUGAAUUCAGUAACUCUAAUGACUCCAACCUGUUUGGAUCCAUUUUGUAGUCUUUUUUUAUAAUGGAAAUUUGCACUUAAAAUGGAUUAGGACAGACAUUAGACAGCUGAAGAAAGUAUAGCAUAAAAGGAAGAGAUGAUAUAGGUGACAAGUGGCUGGAUUUUAGGGUAUAGUGGAAAUCUUUGACUGCCUGAAGACAUUAUAAUCUCAGAAGUUAUCCUGAGGGGAACUAGGGAUUAAGUCUACAGUUCACUAGGCCAAAGCUUUGUUCAUAUUUGCCACCUCGGCAUAAAGGCAAGUGUCAGGCUUGUGUGUGUAUGUGUGUUUGUGUGUGCAUACAUGCAUGCAUCCAAGUAUUGAUACACAAGUCCCAUUUCAAUCACACAGCCCUUUUUGCUUGAGCUAAUUUUCACUAGGAAGAACCCUGUCAUAUUUUCCAAGGGAAUAAAUUCAUUUUGGGCCAUCAAGAGCCAGCCAUAAUACCACCUAAUGGAAAAAUCUACAAGAUUCUGGUUAUUUCUUCACAAAAGUAUCUCUUUAUUACAGAAAAUGCAGCAGAAUCGUUCAAACAGCAGAAUAUCCUUAGAGAUGGAUGAGCUUAAUGAGUCUCUUGAGAUUGAGGUUCAGGUCAAGACACAUCAAUUACUUAAGGUCUUUGGCCUCCUGCCAGGAGAAUCUAUCACUUCCGGCUCUCUAUGUGUGUCCUUCUCUAGAGUUUCCAUUGCUAAAAAGCUAAUCAAUAAAUACAAGCACAUUUUAAGCAAGCUUUAAAUGUAUUUUCCAAAUUUGUCUCUGUUAUUUUAGUUCUGUUAUUUUAUGCCUGGAUCUUUUAAAAAUCAAAAUUGAGAAGGUGAAUAUAUUUUUAUGUUGGCUUAUAUUGGUUCUUAUUGACUUUUGUUUAUUUUUUGGUCCUCAUUACAUUUUUAAAUUAUGUUUAAUUUUAUUCUACCUGUUUCAUAAUUUCUUAACAAACAGGAACUAUGAUAAGAAGCAUGGGAGCAACAAUGGGAGAGUCCAUUCUAUCAUCAGGAAAAGUCUGACCAUUUAUUCCCUUUACCCACUGUAAGGUAUAUGGAUGUGUUUUGGUCAAGGAAUAAGCCAAGGCAGAUAUCCAGGCCUGCAUGAUUCAGCGAGUUUGUUGGACAGGUGCACACUUCUACUUGUUAUAUAGAUUGUUUGUGUAACUUCAUACUUGACUCUGAGCCACUACUGUCUGUAAAAGGUAUAAUCGCCCUGCUAACACUGUACAGGGGCUUUUGGGGCUUGGCUUAACUCAACAUGGUGCUGGGGCCCAGAGAAAGACAGGCAAAGCUGUCCAUCUUGCAGAUGGACAGAAGGGCCCCACAACAUGGCUCACGCUGGUGCCCAGAGUCCAAAAAUAUCCUUAUAAACUUCUACAGAGCCUUUAACUUAGAUGAGGAUGUGUUCAUACACCAGGCCAACCACCCACUAACAGUGCUGUCUAGUGUGGUGAUGGGUAGUAAUGACCACUCCUUGGCAGAAGGUGAUAAAAGACCUUGCUAUAGGGUACUACCUUGCUAUCUGGAACAUGUUUCCAGUAGAGUCUCUAUUUCCUGGAUCUCAGCCCUUCUACCUGUGGGAGCAAUGAAACACCAGCUUCUUGUUACUUAAUGGAUCUUAUCAUGCUCUUUCUGGUUAGCAGGUCAGUGUAUGAGCCUUAAAGCUACCAACAUGCAACACUGCAAGUGUUCAAUAGCCACAUGGGACUCCAUUGAAUUGGACUGCACUGAUUACAAAACACUUCCAUCAGAACAUUCUGUCCUAGCACUGCUCCAAGUCUUUGUAGGGCAAAACUAUUGUAUGGAUCGUGUUUUACUUCAUGUGGAUGUGAACUAUUUGAAGUCCCUGCCCUGAUGUAGAAAAAUAUUUGCCAAAUCAAUGACUGCAGUAUGGUGAUCAUUAAAUCAGAUGCUGAUUCAGGUGUUACUGUGCUGUGGCAGAUACUGUAUCUGGCAGAGCAGUUUAAUUGGGGCUAACAUUUGGUUGAAUUUGAGGUACUCUUUCUCUAGGAUCUUUGUGUUUUGGGUACUAUACUGGUGAACUAUAUAGGGAUAUGAUGAGGGCCAUUAACUCUGCAUCCUUGAGACCAUUUUAAGUGUCAAUAACGUUCUGUAUCCCUUCCGUUACAUAACACUGUUUACCGUCUUGUGCAGAGAAAGGGAAGUUUCAAAGGCUUCCAUCUAGCUUUCCCCACUGAGAACACUUGCCUCAUAGGCCAAAGUUAUAAGUAGACAUAUCUCUUCUGAGUAUACGUUUGAGGAAAAUGAUCACCAGGUGCAUUCGAAUAUCGGGGAUCCACUAUGAGCUGGCUAUCCAUUAUACUCCACUAUGAACUAAAAUCUGCUACCCAGCUUCCUAUUCCCCUAAUGACUGGGGAGCCAUAAUGAAUUUUGGGUUGCAUAAAUAUUGUAAUGUAAUAGACUAUAAAAUGGUCAUGGCCUAGCUCUUUUUUUAAAUAGUUACUCACAGAUCUUAUGUUACUCAGUAGUUACCUUCCACAAAGUCUAGAAAGCCCAGGAAUCUAGUGGUCAAUAUUCCCCUUAUAUAUCCAACCCCCCUACCACCCCCAGAAAUCCACAAAUCUCAUUGCAUGAGAAUUUCAAAGGUCUGUAUUCCUACCAGAGAAGUGCUGCUAUCUAAGCAUCCUUUGCAUUUAAUAAAUAAGAUGUUUGAGAAUUGCAUCAUUGGAACUGCCUGACCUAGGAUUACUAUUUUCAAAGUCUACUGGCAAAUGCUUUCUUUCAAAGCCUAAGUACUUUUCAGCCAAGUGACCUGUUUCUACAUUUUCUAAUAAGAUUAAGUUUGCUGCUGAUAAGGAAACAAUUUUACCUGACAACCAAGGUUAGCAGUUGAUGAUGGAAUAAGAGAUAAACCGAAUUAAUUCCUAGCAUAAGGAAAGUCUGUAUGAACUCCAAGCCUCCAUGUUAGGUAUCUCCCCCAACACCCUUAUAACAUGCAUGUGGAUGUUUUCCAACUAGACUAUUGAGUAGACCCUCCAAUAACUCAUAUUACUGAGUUAAGACACACGCAAAAUGUAUAAAGGAGCCGAUUUACUUGAAACUGC
Cercocebus atys (sooty mangabey) is the source of this 6439-nucleotide messenger RNA. It is a transcript of the gene CUNH11orf40, whose product is annotated as chromosome unknown open reading frame, human C11orf40. The record is from RefSeq and is a predicted model, not a curated record. Lineage: Eukaryota; Metazoa; Chordata; Mammalia; Primates; Cercopithecidae.